AUGGAAAAUAAAUUGUGUGAGGAUAAAGUUGAAUUUAAAACCCCAUCUAAAACGAUUGAUUCUCUAGGGAAUAUAAAGAAAGGAGCAGGUAAAAAAUCAUACCAGUGUGAUGUCUGUGAGAAGCCUUAUCAUUGCAACACUUGUGGUAAAUCAUUCUGUCAACCUGACCGCUUAACUGCACACAAACGUAUUCAUACAGGAGAGAAGCCAUAUCAUUGUGAUAUUUGUGGUAAAUCAUUCUCUAGACAAAGUGAUUUAACUAAACACAAUCGCAUUCAUACAGGAGAAAAGCUGUAUCAUUGUGACAUCUGUGGUAAUUCAUUCUCUCAGAGACAUGUCUUAGUCACUCACAAGUAUAUUCAUACAGGUGAGAAGCCAUACCAGUGUAAUAUCUGUGGUAAUUCAUUCUCCCGAAGUCAUCGCUUGACGGAACACAUACGUAUUCAUACAGGUGAGAAACCAUAUCACUGUGUUACCUGUGGUAAAUCAUUCUCACAAAAUGGUGACUUGACUAAACACAGCCGUAUUCAUACAGGAGAAAAGCCAUAUCGUUGUGAUAUCUGUGGUAAAUCAUUCACUCAUAAAGAAAGCUUGACCACACACAGCCGUAUUCAUACGGGAGAAAAGCCGUAUCACUGUGAUAUCUGUAGUAAAUCAUUCUCUUAUAAAACUAGCUUCAAUACACACAAAUGUUUUCAUACAGAAAAUAAAUCAUUCUCUCGGAAUGACCUCUUAACUAAACACAAACACAUUCACACUGGAGAAAAACCUUAUCAGUGUGAUAUCUGUAGUAAAUCAUUCUCUCGAAAGGAGUACUUAAACAAACACAAAUACAUUCAUACAAGAAAGAUAUCAUAUCACUGUGAUAUCUGUGACAAAUCAUUCUCUGAAAAUCAUAUCUUCAUGAAACACAAGCAUAUUCAUCCAGAGAGUAGAGUAUAUCAUUGUGAUACCUUUGAUAAAUCAUUCUCUCAAAAUGAUGAUUUGACUGCACACAAGCCAAUUCAUACUAAGGAGAAACCUUAUCAGUGUGUUAUCUGUGGUCAUUCAUUUUGUGAUGGAAGUACUUUAACUAAACACAAACGUACUCACACUGGAGAGAAGCCAUUUCAUUGUGUUAUCUGUGGUCGGUCAUUCUCCGAAGGAAGUAGUUUGACUAAACACAAGCGUAUUCAUACAGGAGAGAAACCUUAUGAGUGUGAUGUCUGUGAUAAAUCAUUCUCUCAAAAUGAAGGCUUAACUGCACAUAAGCGCAUUCAUACAGGAGAGAGACCCUAUCAGUGUGUUAUCUGUGGUCAGUCGUUCUCUGAAGGAAGUACCUUAACAAAACACAAACGUAUUCACACAGGAGAGAAACCUUAUCAUUGUGGUAUCUGUGGUAAGUCAUUUUCGCAUUCCGAUCAUUUGUCUAAACAUAAGCGCAUUCACACAGGAGAAAAACCUUAUCAGUGUGAUAUCUGUAGUAAAUCAUUCUCUCGAAAGGACCAUUUAAAUAGACACAAAUACAUUCAUACAAAAGAGAAGUCCUAUCACUGUGAUAUCUGUGAUAAAUCAUUCUCUAAAAAUCACGUCUUCAUGAAACACAAACAUUCAUCCGGGGAAUAAAAUAUAUCACUGUAAUACCUGUGAUAAACCAUUCUCUCAUAAUGAUGAUUUGACUACACACACGUGCAUUCGUACUAA
This is a messenger RNA of Octopus sinensis (East Asian common octopus), 1683 nucleotides long. RefSeq names its product zinc finger protein 271-like. NCBI's taxonomy places the organism in Eukaryota, Metazoa, Mollusca, Cephalopoda, Octopoda, Octopodidae. The record is from RefSeq and is a predicted model, not a curated record. The transcript is spliced from 4 exons. The coding region runs from base 1 to 1605 and encodes 534 amino acids.